AUGUUUAUAGCAAUUUACUUUCCAUCACAAUAUAAAUUUAUAUGUAUUUUUUUAAUUCUAAUAUCCUUCUUUCUUUUAUUUCCUUAUUUCUUACAUUUUGGCACAUUUCUUUCUUCCUUCGACUUUCAUUUCCUUCCUUCCUUCCUUCCUUCCUUCCUUCCUUCCUUAUUUCCUUCCUUUCUUUCUUUGUUUCAUCUUUCUUUCGUCUUUCUUUCUUUCAUCUUUAAUUAUUUCUUUCAUCUUUCUAUCUUUCAAUUAUUUCUAAUUUCUUUCGCAUUCCUUUUAAUUUCAUUUCUAAAUAACAUUCUUUCUUUUUUCCUUUGCGUUUCAUUCAUUUUUUCUUUUCCCUUCUUUCUCCUUUUUUUGUUUCUUUCUUGCUUAUUUUUAUUCUUUUUUUUUCCUUUUCAUAUUAUGUCCUUUUCCUUAGUGUAUAUUUUAUUUAAAUGCUUUUUAUUGUUUUCUUUCUACUUUCUACGCUAUUUCCUUCGGUUAUAUUAUGUUUGUCUUUUCUCAAUUUUAAAUUGUUCUUUCUUCUUUUCUUUCUUUAUUUCUUUCUUUCUUUCUUUCUUUCUUUCUUCUUUCUUUCCAGCUUUUAUGUUUUCUUUUCUUUUUUUUUUUCUUCUUUCAUUUAUCGGAUGUUCAUUUUUUCACAUGAUUAAAAUACCUUAUUUCCUUUUGCUUAUUUCUGACUUCGUUUUUUUUUUCUUAUCCAUUUUUCUUGUUUUCUUCUUUCUUAAUCUGUUCCUUUCACCGUUCUCUUAUUUAUUUAUUUUUCUUUCUUACUCGCUUUCUUCAUUUUCAUCAUUUUUAUUUCUUUUCAGCAUUUUCCUCAUUGCCUUUCUUUUUUAUUGUUUCUUUUUUUUUACUUGUUUCUUUUUUCCAUCGUUUUCUUCAUUUUUCAUUCUCUUUUCUUGUCCUUAUUUUCUUUAUUUUCCUUCUUUUUCCUUGUCCUUUCCCUCUUCUUCUUUUUCCUUUAUUCAUUUCACCAUUUUCCUCUUUGAUUAUUAUUCUUUCUCCUGCUUAUUAACUUCAUUUUUUUUUAUUCCUUCUUCCUUCUCCUUUAGUCCGUUUUCAUUCUUUUUCGUUCUUUCCUCGAGACUUUUUCUUAAUGUCGUCAUUUCAUUUUAUUCUUGUCUAUCAUUCUGUCACAUUUCUUUUCUUUGUUCUAUUUUUAUUUUCUAUCAUAUUAAAGGAGACUUUUUCUUAAUGUCGUCAUUUCAUUUUAUUCUUGUCUAUCAUUUUGUCACAAUUCUUUUUCUUUUUUCUAUUCUUAUUUUCUAUCAUAUUAAAGGAGACUUUUUCUUGAUGUCGUCAUUUCAUUUUAUUCUUGUCUAUCAUUCUGUCAUAUUUAUUUUCUUUUUUCUAUUUAACCCUUUCUCUUUAUUGUUUUCUUUUUUCUAUCCGUUUAAUCACUUUUUCUUUCUUUUAUUUUUUUUAGUUUCCCUUUUUUCACCUUCCUGUUUCUUUUCUUUUUUUUCCUUUUUUCUUUAUUUUUUUUCUUUUUCAUAUAUUUAUUUAUUUAGCUCCCCCUUUCUCUCUCUCUCUCUCUUGUCCCUUUUGUUUGUUUGUUUAUUUAUAUCUUUAACUCCGUUUUCGUCUCCUUUCUCUUCCUUUUUUUUUUCUUUCAUUCUUCCUUUAUUUAAUUCGCUCCUCUUUACUCUCUUUCCUUUUUCUUUUCAGUCUUCCACCAUUUUAUCUCCUCCGGGUUCCUUUUCUUUCGUUCUCUCUUUUGUUCUAUUUUCUCUUCUUGUUCUACUUUUUCUUUAUUUCUUUCUAUUCACUCACUUUUUGUUUCUUCGAUCCUUUAUAGUUUUUUCCUUAUUUAAUUUUUUUUUAUUUAUUUUGACUUUCUUUCUUGUUUUUUUUUUUCUCGUUCUUUCUUUUACUCUUCUGCUAUUUUCUGUAUUCAUUCCUCAUUCUUCAUUGUUCUUCAAGAAAAGAAUAAAAAUGAUGUUUGUUUUUCUUUCAUACUUCAUUCAUCCUUUGCACACGUAUUUUUCUUUUGUAAAUUUUCAUUGA
Messenger RNA from Acanthosepion pharaonis, 2019 nucleotides. The record is from the annotation of a GenBank genome assembly. NCBI's taxonomy places the organism in Eukaryota, Metazoa, Mollusca, Cephalopoda, Sepiida, Sepiidae.